Messenger RNA from Cordyceps fumosorosea ARSEF 2679, 2139 nucleotides. RefSeq names its product CASC3/Barentsz domain-containing protein. The coding region runs from base 1 to 2139 and encodes 712 amino acids. NCBI's taxonomy places the organism in Eukaryota, Fungi, Ascomycota, Sordariomycetes, Hypocreales, Cordycipitaceae. Gene Ontology annotation, biological process: mRNA processing. The transcript is spliced from 2 exons. Gene Ontology annotation, cellular component: exon-exon junction complex. The record is from RefSeq and is a predicted model, not a curated record. Gene Ontology annotation, molecular function: mRNA binding.
AUGGCUCGUGCCCCUCGGCGCGGAAUUCAACUUGGCCAUCGCCGUCGCGUCGAGGACGAGGGUGAUGAUCAAUGCCGUCCCGACGGUCUCGACGCAGAUGACGACUCCCUGACGGACGGGACCAUGGCCACCGACGACCAUGAUGCUGCCGACAGCGACACCAGUAACAUCGAAGAGGCAUCUCCCACACCUGGCCCUGCGCAGCAUGCCUCGAAUGGAUCUGUCAUGCCACACCAAAAGCGCCCCGCCAAAUCCACGCUCCCUCCGGCUCCUGCCGCCGCGCAGGCUGCAUCUAUCGCGAGUCCACCCGCCGACAGCCAGAAAGAGCCGCAGCAGACACGGGCACAAGCCAAUGAUGCUGUGCUGUCACCGCCCAGAUCUCCAUCCGCACCCGUCAUUGUCAGCUCUGCCUCGGCUAUGAAGCCUUCCAGUCGUGCCGCAAAUACCCAACGCCAAUAUGCCCAACGCAAUAACGAAAAUGAUGACUACAACCGCCGCCGAGACCAAGACCCUGCCUUUGUCCCCAACAGAGGCGCUUUCAUCAUGCACGACUCCAGACAGGCUCCAGGGCCCUCGGGUAGCGCCUUUCGCACCUUUGGUCGUGGCCGAGGACGAGGUGGCCGUGGUGGUUUUGUCGGCAAUACCUAUGGCCGUCUUGGUCCCAUGUAUCCGCAAGACCCUACAACGAACUCGCCCUGGCCACAUGACAUGCACGAUGCCAUGUCUCUCCCGCCACGCUCCCGGCAAUCCCGUCAAGUAUCCAUGGACGAGGGUCCGCCCAACGGCAACGGCUUCAUUCCGACGUGCAAGGAGAGCGACACACCCAUCAACCGAACUCUCUCCACGGAAAAGCACGUAGGAAACGUUCAACUCCGCGUCUACCUCCCCUACAUGGAGACGCCCACUGUAUACUCCGGCAUCCAGAUGAAACAGUACACCAAGCUCCCGGAUCACCGACCGCCGCUGCGUAGGGAUAAACCAGUUCGCAUCUCACUUCCUGAUAGGGGCCCCAAAUACAUUUAUCCCGCUUUGGACCGAUCAUUCGAAUUCAUCCCCAGGGCUCUUCGGCCCAAUCAGCAGCACCGUGUCCGCGGCAAGCCGAGAUCCGGUUUUGGCUCCGUGGGUGGCUUCUCCCGCCGGACCAGCAACUUUGGUGGCAGCUUCAUGGGUAGCAUGUACUCUCCCAGCCUGAACCUCAGCCGUCGCUCGUCUAUUGUCAACGAGAGAGAAUUUAUGUUCUCGCCGACUGGUUCUGUCGUUUCUCGCGCACCGCAUGGAGGAGACAGGCCUGUCGUUCGUCUCCCUCCUGCUCGAAUUGAAAUGAUGCCAGACAUUGGCAGCCAGUUUGGACCCCCGAUGCCCAUGCCCAUGCCCAUGCCAAUGCCAAUGCCCAUGCCAAUGCCUAUGGCUGUGCCCAUGCCCAUGCAGGAAAUGCCACCCAGCCGAGUGGAUGGCAGCUCGAUGGACAACUCAUCGCCCGCACUGCCCAUACAUCAACCUCGGCCCCAGAAGAACAUUUCCGUGGCCCAUAUUGAGUCACCCGGUAUGCCGCAAAGCGGUCAGCCUUUCCAACAAGCCUUCCACCAGCAAGUUCCGGUACAGGUCGGCGGUGGUUACCAGCCAGACGGCCACUCGAGACGACAGUCACACUCGCAGCGUAUAUCCGGUACGCCGCUAUCGCAUAUUCCGGAGCGACCUGCAAAUGCUGCGCCAUUUAACGGCAGCCCAUAUCCCCAGCAAGGUUACUAUCAAGGCCCGCCCCAGCCUGUUCAAUCCAGCCAGCAAGGCUACUAUUACCAGGGUGGUUACGCCGGAGCUGGUAUGAAUGGACAAGCAAGCGGCUACCCUUCAAAUGUGCCAAGCCCCAUGGUCAACUACGCGAUGCAGGGCCAGAUGGAACAGCAAUCAAGCCAGACGAGGGGCGCUGCCGGAUCGAGCAAUCUCGUUGCACAGGAGGCCAACGGCAUGGUUUACUACUUUGACCCUUCGCAGAUGCAGCCACCGACCACCUACCCCUCUUACCCACCGACGCAGACCUAUCCUACGAGCUCCAUGGGCGUGCACGGAAUGAUGACACCUAGCCCCGAUACCUUCUACUACUCUCAACCCGCCCCGGGUAUGGUUUACUACCCACAGUAG